AUGAAGGUAGUGUCUGUACAGUCGCGCACAGUCGUCGACGUGCCCGAUGUAGCACCUCCCCCUUAUGCAAUUCUGUCGCACACCCGAGACGCUGUCGACCAAAAGCGCCCCUCACAAACCAACGUCUCUGUUGGCCUUGGUCCUGAUGACGAUGCCCCUCCACACUACUACUCGUCGAACCCUGCCUCCCCACCCAUCUACACCAAAAGUCGUCCUUGUGCGUUCAGCAUCAGCACCAACAAGAAGACUCAGUCUACCCUGUCCAGGGAACAGCUCGAGCAGGCUUGUGAACAUGCUCGUCGAUGCGGCGUCGAGUACAUCUGGAUCGCCGAGCUCUGCAUCGACAGGACAUCCAGUGCCGAUCUCGAUGAUGCCGUCAACGGAUCCCGCCGCCGACUGCGCAACUCCACCGUAUGCUUCGCCUACCUCCAUGACCUCCCGGCCGAGGUAACAACACCCGACAGCGACUCGUCCGCAUGGAGCCGCUGUCGGUACUGGAAGCGCGCUUGGACGCUGCAGGAGCUGCUCCUCGCCCCGCGCGUGCAGUUUUAUGAUGCCUACUGGAACUACCGCGGCGACAAGGACUCCCCCGAGCUAGCUCCUCUGCUGUCUGGCAUCACGCGCAUCCCUCGUAGCGUUCUUCUAGACAGCACGACACUCUCCGAUGUUGCGCUGGCGGUGCGAAUAUCUUGGUCGGUCGGUCGGGUCGCCGCACGGGAGGAGGAUACGGCGUAUGCCCUCGUUGCCAUCACCGAGGCAACACUUCCCGUCCGCUACGGCGAAGGCGCAGAAAGGGCAUUCAUCCGUUUACAGGAGGAGCUUUUGCGGGAUACGCGCGACGGAUCGCUGCUGGCAUGGCGAAGCGCGCGCGAUGGUGAGGUCCGCGGCUUGCUCGCCCGAUCACCUUCCGAGUUUGGACACUUUGCGCCGGCCGCUGCCAAGGAGCUACAGAGGCCUUGGGUCUUCAAUGGGAAGGUGCGCUUCAGCAGCAAGGGCAUCGAGCUGGAGUCGAGGGUCUGCAAGGGGCCCGGGUGCGUGCUUCUAUCUAUCGGGCAGAAGCGGCAGGACCUGGGCACGAGCCACAGCAUUGCCAUUUGCUUCCGCGAGUGGAACGGUGUCUACGUUCGGGUCACACCAGCGUCGCGCGUCUCCUCCUCUGCGCUGCGCUGCUGGCGCUCGAUUGACGUGAUGCGCGACGUCGACGACAGCCACUCGCUCUCGCUCCGCAACCUGUUCAGCAGCAUGCCGUGCCGCAUAGAGAUUGCCAAACGAGGCGGCUACGACGAGACCUGGCGACAGGCACGGAUGCCUCGCGUGGUACAGGACGCAGAGGAGGAGGGGGGGGUUGCACAGCAGCAGGAUGAGGACCCAGACACGGACAUGAAGAUGGAGAGUGACGAAGUGAUGCUGGACCUGACGCCUCAGAAGAGUCACACACCACCCUCCAAUCACUCCGACGGCAGCUACGUGCAUGUUGCCAUGGCCGGAUCCUGGAUGCCCCAGGACGCACACCACACAACCUUCUCUCCUCAACAGCAACAGCAACACCAGCAACAGCACACCCAAGACCACGAUACGUACUCUGAUAUUUGUGUUGACGACGACGGUAUAUCCUCUGCCGAUAGCGACCCUGGAAGCAUGACGUCCAACAGUGCCGGUGCCAGCGCCAGCGUGAGCGAGUCCGACUGGGACGAUGACAACAGCGGCCGUGGCCACCCAUACCCGACGAGACCGUCCGGCGAGGUCGACGAGGACGACGCAGACGCUCUCGCCACCGAGACGCGCAGCACCACGACCCUCGCCGCCGACAAGGAUGACGAUCAUCCCGACAGCAGCAGCAGCCUGAGAAACCUUGUCAUGCAGCCCGCCAUCCGAGAGCAGGUCCUGCAGACCUCAUAUGAGCGCGUCCGGCGCUGGAUCUCCACCGUCUGCUACAUUGCGCCGCCCGAGGACCGUCUCCCACCUCGAAGCCGCAUCAACAGCACCGCCUGGUUCGCGUCGCCCGAGUCCCUCACUUUGCUCAACAGCACCAGCGGCGCCAACGCCCCCCGUGAGCAGACGGUGCGCAUGUUUCGCCCAGACGGCUACUUUCACCUCGCGUGCCCCUUCUUCGCCGCCGACCCGGAGGGCCACCGCUCGUGCGUGCUCGAGGGCCGCGACCUGCAAAACGUCGCGGCCGUGCUGCGGCACAUCCGCGAGCACCAUCCCUGGCGGGCGUACUGUGCGCGCUGCCACCGCGACUUUGACUCCCCCGAGGUGCGCGACGCGCACAUGGCCGAGCGGUCGUGCGAGGCCGUGGGCUACCCCGCACCCCAGGGGGAUGCCUCCCGCAAGGGUGUCAGUGAUGACGAGGUGCGCCAGCUGCGCAAGAUGGACCUGCGACAUAGCCACGAGGGCGAGGCGGAGCGCUGGCGCCGCAUCUACUGGGAGCUGUUCCCUGAUCUGUGGUACGGCGACGAGGAGGAAUAUGAUGAGGAGGGCGACGAGGAGGAGGAGGGGGCAGAGGCUAAGGACCAGAUGGUCGACGAAGCCGCCUUGGACGACAACAUGGACGGCGACGAAAAUUCCAUUCUGGAUGAAGACUGCGACCCGUACCUGCGCACAGGCAACGGCUAUGCCGUGUCGCUCGUGCACGACUUUUGGGCCCAGCACAGGAGGGAGUGCGUGGCGGCCGCGCUCGACGCGUGCGGCCACGACAUUGACGAGCUACAUGACGACGAGGCCCUCAAGGCACUCUACCAGGCGACGCUCAAGGAUCUGAUCAGCAAGAUCUAUCACGAGUACCACUUGGAUGGACAGGCGGCCUAA
Akanthomyces muscarius is the source of this 2808-nucleotide messenger RNA. RefSeq lists its product as uncharacterized. The transcript has a single exon. Lineage: Eukaryota; Fungi; Ascomycota; Sordariomycetes; Hypocreales; Cordycipitaceae. The record is from RefSeq and is a predicted model, not a curated record. The coding region runs from base 1 to 2808 and encodes 935 amino acids.